UUUUGAAAUUGAGGUGGAGAACACAUAUAUCUAACCCUAUCUGGGGUCAAUUGCACAUUGGCAUUGUGCUUUAUAUGAAUAGCAAACAGGCACUAGUUAUAGCUACCAUUUCAUUCACACGAGAAGCUGGCACAGGACCCACAAGUCUCGAAAAUUGCAUGCAAAAUGUCUUCAUAUUACGACUGUUUGGAUGACAAAUAUCGCGUGAUCGUAGAUGGUAUAGCUUAUCCUACAACGUAUGAUCACACUGAUGCCAUUCGGCAGAUGCCCAAAUAUGACAAAAUGAGACCCGAUGACGUCAUUGUUUGUUCUUAUCCACGGUCAGGUACUCACUUGUCCAUAGCCUUGGUAGACUUAGUGAUGAGGAAUGGAGAUAUAGAGGCUGCAGAUAAGAUACACAUCAAUCAGAGAAGUAUAUGGAUGCAUAUGUCACAACAAAUAUGGAAUGGAGAAGUAUCUAUGGCAGCGGAUGGCAUUAAUCCAAUGACUGAAGCAGAAAUGUGGCCUUCUCCACGACUACUCUGUAGCCAUCUUUGUUUGGAGGCAAUGCCUGAAUCUGUCCGACGGGGUAUAUGUAAGGUAGUCGUAGUCCUAAGGAACCCCAAAUCAGUACUAAACAGCAAGUACCAGUAUGAGAUUCUGAUUCCAGAGAAGUACCAAAAACCUCUAACAUUUGAUGGGUAUCUUAAUAGUCAUUUGACUGAGGCACAAGAUCUAGUAUCAUAUGGCACGUGGUUGAAUCACGUCAGUGGUUGGUGGCAGAACAGAGACAGAAUGAAUGGAAACAUCCACUUCAUCUAUUAUGAAGACAUGAUCAAGGACAUCACAUCAGUGGUGACGAAACUUGCUAAGUUCCUGAAUAAAGAUCUUUCGGAGGGUAAAAUCAAAAAAAUUGCAGAAUAUCUACAAUUUAGAAACAUGAAAAAUAAUCCAAAGACCGGAAAAGCAUUUGAAAACAUGUCUGUAUAUGCUAAGGUGACUGAUACAAACAAACUGAAGACAUAUCACGCUGCCCACAUGCGUAAAGGUGCCAUUGGUGACUGGAAAGAUAAAAUAACUGUAGCUCAAAGUGAGAGAAUUGAUGAUUAUCUUCGUCCUAAACUUCAGGAAAUUGGUCUGGAGUUUCAAUAUGAAUAGACUAUGGGACACUAUAAUACAAAUAUCAUAUUGAUAUUAACAAAACAUAUACCAAACAACAGCUACGUUGAACGGCAUUUGGACAUUAUAAUAUCUAAUAAUAUAUUAUUCACGUUAUGGUUAUACUCUCUGUAGCUAAAUGUACGUUAACUGAUGACAUAAUUCCUAACAUUGUAUAUACUAUUACAUACAGUAAUCCAUUUAUGUGUACACCUCUUUUAAGUGAACACCUCACAAAAUAUGAACACCUUAAAUAAACAGCACAAUUACAAAAAUGGCGUCCAUAUAGA
Molecule: messenger RNA, 1427 nt
Organism: Owenia fusiformis
Lineage: Eukaryota; Metazoa; Annelida; Polychaeta; Sabellida; Oweniidae
Source: the annotation of a GenBank genome assembly